Argentina anserina (silverweed cinquefoil) is the source of this 1688-nucleotide messenger RNA. RefSeq names its product zinc finger CCCH domain-containing protein 20-like. NCBI's taxonomy places the organism in Eukaryota, Viridiplantae, Streptophyta, Magnoliopsida, Rosales, Rosaceae. Gene Ontology annotation, molecular function: metal ion binding. The transcript has a single exon. The record is from RefSeq and is a predicted model, not a curated record. Bases 44 to 1186 code for a protein of 380 amino acids.
CAACCAUCCAAAUCAAACCCCCCACCACGCCAAAAAAAAAAAGAUGAUGCUCGGCGAGCCUCACCGCCCAAAUCCAACCAUCCACGUCCCGCCGUGGCUCAACCUCGACGAUCCAACGGCCGAGAUGUUCUCCCCCUACCCCCUCAGCGGCGUCGGCGUCACCACCCCCAAUGCCAACUCCUCCCACCACCUCAACGACGCCCUCGCCGCCCUCCAGCGCUACUUCCCCUCCAACGAGUUCUCCGACCCGGACCCGGACUCGGACUCCGAAUUCUCGGGUCUCGACCCGGACUCCCCGGUCGACGCCUACUCCUGCGACCACUUCCGCAUGUUCGAGUUCAAAGUCCGCCGCUGCGCGCGUGGCAGGUCACAUGACUGGACCGACUGCCCGUUCGCCCAUCCGGGCGAGAAGGCCCGGCGCCGCGACCCGAGGAAGUUCCACUACUCGGGUUCGGCCUGCCCCGACUUCCGCAAGGGCCACUGCAAGAAGGGAGACUCCUGCGAGUUCGCGCACGGCGUUUUCGAGUGCUGGCUGCACCCGGCGCGCUACCGGACCCAGCCCUGCAAAGACGGGACCAGCUGCAAGAGGAGGGUCUGCUUCUUCGCCCACACGCCGGAGCAGCUUAGGGUUUUGCCCCAGCAACUUAGUCCUCGUGGUUCAAAUUCGGUCAGCAACUCCGGUGCCGCGGCGGAGUCGUAUGACGGGUCUCCUCUAAGGCAGGCGAUGGCGGCGUUGGAGAUUUCCCCGGAUGAUUCGCCGCCGAUGUCGCCGCUGAUGAGCCGGUCGCUGGGGUCGAGCUCGGUGAGUGAGAUGGUGGCGUCGAUGAGGAACUUGCAGCUUGGGAAGGUCAAGUCUCUGCCCAGGAACUGGGAUGUUCAAGUCGGGUCAUCGCCCGGGUUUGUUUCCCCACGCGGGUCGAUGCUCCGACCCGGUUUCUGUAGCCUGCCUUGCACUCCGACCCGGGUCCCGGCCCGGUCUGCGAUCGGGUUUCUGGAUUUCUGUGAUGAGGGUUGUGAGGAGGAGGUUCCGAUGGAGAGGGUGGAGUCUGGGAGGGACUUGAGGGCCAAGAUGUUUGAGAGGCUGAGGGAGGAGAAUUCUCUGGGGCGGGUCGGGUCGGCCCAGGGUCAGGGAUGUUCGGUUGCUCCGGAUGUUGGGUGGGUUUCUGAGCUGGUGAACUGUGAAUGAGCCAAGUGGCUUUGGCUUGGCAAGCAAGGAUUUUAAUUCUAUUUUGGGUUUCCAUUUGAAUUUGGUGGCCUCUAAUUAUCCCUAUUUUGCUUUAAUCUCUCUUGUCAUUUGUGAAUAGAGUCCGGAAUCGGAGAGCUGGAAAUUUGAUUUCGGAAGCCAAGUGAAGCUGAAGAUUUCAAGAUUAUGUGUAUAUAUUAAUGGGUGAAGAGUAGAAUCUAUCGCUUUUGGGAUCGUUUCGGGGAAGGUAGUAGGGACUCUUCUGAGUUUAGAUCGGCAAUGCCCCUUUUCUUGUGUAUAUAAGGUUAAGCAGAGUGGAGUAUGAUUGCUCUCCCUUUUGUUAAUUUCUGCAUUUUAGGAUCAUCAUCGUCGUCGCCACCAUUGCCUGCUUCUCUACCAUUGUAAAAAUCUAUGGAUAUUAUGUAAUGCUUGGCUCUUUCAUCCCAAUGGAACUUAUUAAUGUAACCUCGUAUUUAUAUUAACAUUCAAUCGUCUUGUUUGCUCU